AUGAAACUCUCACAAUUCUUUAUCUUCUCUUUUAUUUCAAUUUCUCUUUUUGGAUGUGUUAAUUCACAUCAAGCCCUAAAAUACAACACACUUGAGCUUCCUUCAGGGGUAUCUGGCCCUGAAAGCAUUGCCUUCGAUUGUAAUGGAGAUGGUCCUUAUACUGGCAUCUCGGAUGGUAGAAUUUUAAAAUGGCAAGGUUCGAAACAUGGAUGGAAGGAGUUUGCAAUCACUUCCCUAUUCAGGAUUCCUAAAUUUUGUGAUGGAUCAGCCAACCCUGCAAUGGAACAAGUAUGUGGAAGACCAUUGGGUCUUAAAUUCAAUGAAGCAACAUGUGAUCUUUACAUUGCAUAUGCCUAUUUUGGGCUAUUGGUGGUUGGGCAAAAUGGUGGAGUUGCCAAACAAGUAGCCAUUAGUGCAGAAGGAGUCCCAUUUCGAUUCACUAAUUCUUUGGACAUUGAUAAAAACAUUGGAGUUGUCUAUUUUACCGAUACUAGCACCAUAUUCCAAAGAUGGGCUUAUGCAAUAGCAAUGCAAAUUGGGGAUAAGACCGGAAGGUUACUAAAAUAUGAUCCAAGGACCAAAGAAGUGACGGUGUUGCUAAGAGGCUUAUCCUUUUCAAACGGGGUUGUAUUAAGCAAAGACAAUGAUUUUGUUUUAGUUACUGAAACGACUGCCGCCAAAGUCACAAGAUAUUGGCUCCAAGGUCAAAAAUCUCAAUUGAGUGACACUUUUACACAACUUGUUGGGUGUUCGGAUAAUAUUCAAAGAAACAUUCAUGGGAAAUUUUGGGUUGCACAAAAUAAUUGUGGAAGACUAGAAGUAAAAGUUAGACCGGUAAGACUUAAUAAAGAAGGGAAGAUCGUUGAAGAAUUAAGUGUGGAUGGUGGCCCUUUGAGUGAAGUCCAAGAGAAAAAUAAUAGUUUAUGCAGCCACCACGGUCUCCAUGUAAGUAGCCACUGGUCUCCAAAUAUUCCAUGUAAUAAGCACUCAAAUCUGAACCGAGAAGAAGCCGAUCAGAGGAAACACAACAUGAGAUAUGUUCUUGGCCAGUGCCUUGUUUUGGAAUUGUCAAAUUUCAGUAUCUGCUCCAAUGUAUAUAAUGACAAGUUCUUCUCUGGGAAGUAUUGUGGCAGAACCAGUCCAACAACCAUUGAUGUCACAAGGAUCAGUUGGAUUAAGAGCAUGACCAAGAUUAACCCAUUUGACAAGAACAUAAGAUAUGGAAUGGGCCCAUGUAAUGUUACCCCAUACUGCAACAUAAGAAUUGUAGUGAUAUAA
Vitis riparia (riverbank grape) is the source of this 1278-nucleotide messenger RNA. RefSeq names its product protein STRICTOSIDINE SYNTHASE-LIKE 10-like. The transcript is spliced from 5 exons. Gene Ontology annotation, molecular function: strictosidine synthase activity. NCBI's taxonomy places the organism in Eukaryota, Viridiplantae, Streptophyta, Magnoliopsida, Vitales, Vitaceae. The record is from RefSeq and is a predicted model, not a curated record. The coding region runs from base 1 to 1278 and encodes 425 amino acids. Gene Ontology annotation, biological process: biosynthetic process.